CAAAAAGGCGGGCGCGACCACGCAGUAUUAAUUCUGAUAGUCGUGUGAAAGAAAAGUACCGAGGAUCGCGAUGUCAUCACCGAGCGAAGACAUCCGCGAGCAGCAAACCUAUUAUCAAAAGAAUGUACCAGGAACAGUGAGCCUUUUUCUCGAUCCUAAACUCGGGCGCAGUGACAUUUAUCUAAGCAAAAAUCAGAUCGAACGCGUUGACAGCGAGGAAAAGUUGUAUUCGGGUAAUUUCAAAGAAACUGUUCAAGGACUCAUUGGAUCUAGGAAGCGACAAGAACCAGUAAAAAAUAAUACUGUAUCCUCACUCAAGAAAUUGUGUACUCAAUUGAGACAGUACUUUAAAAAGACUAGCCACAAUCUAGCUGUCGUUGAGCAUGCAUCAAUGAGCAAAAUGCUGGCUCUGCUUUGCCUUGCAGAUAACAGAGAACUUGAAGCAUGCUCUCAUCUUGUUAUGUCUCAUGCAUCCUGUUUUCGACAACAAAUAUUGUAUAGAAAUUUAAAAUCUAAAUUAAGAGCAGAGUUGCUAUCUGAAUCAUUGGUUGAUAAUUUAAAUCCAAAAGAUUUAGACAUUGAUCUAAAAAAUGCAAACACAAAUCCUGAUAAGCUUGUUUCAACACUUGCAGAGUUGCCAUCAGAUUGGUAUGUAUUACAAUUAACAUCACAGCAUGAACACAUAUCAGAACUAAAGAGUGGACUAUCAAAGGGACAAAAAAAUGAAUAUACUUUGAAGCCUAUGAAUGGUCUUCAUAUUGUUGUUCUUCCAACUGGAAAAAAUGCUAUCAAUCCCAUAUGCAUUACACUACCAAAGCCUCAUGGAGAUUCUUCAUAUGACGUACGUGUGGAAGUAGGAAUGAUACUAAAUAGCAAUAAGUCUGAUCUGACAGCUACUUAUACUAAUAAUGAGCUCUAUUGGAAAAUGCGUAAGCAACAGAAUGAUAGAAUGAGUACAGCAAUUUUCGAAUUGGAAUUUUCCUGGCUGAGAGAGUGGAGAGUUCUACUAUUAGCAGAUUAUAUAGAAUGUUUAGAUUUAGUACACGAUGUUUAUAAUAUGAUAGACAAGCUAAUUGCAGAUUCUAAUGUUAAAGAUAUGCCAGAGAGAACUCGAUGGUUAUUGAGAAAAAUUGCCACUGGAGCCUGCUACCUUCAACCUUUUGAAAUUGAAAGAGCUGUAACGUACAUUUUAUCUUCAGAGAAGAAGCUUGCAAAAAAUAUCAUAUUAUCAAUUGUUGCUAAAACUAAAGUUAUGGAGCCAUUGUUGCAUGCUAGAAGAAAAAUAUUAGUUUUAAUUGUAGAUGAAUUCAUAGAUCAUUUUUCAUAUGAGUCUUUUACUAUAUUAAAACAUCAACCAGUGACUAGAUUUCCUUCUCUGCAUAUUGCAUAUGCUUUGUAUAAUCAACAUAAGAAUACUAUGAAGAAUGGAUACAAACUGAUCAAAAAGUCUGAAAAUCUCGGUACAUUUAUUGUCAAUCCUUCAUUAGACUUAACAAAGAUGGAAAUUAGAAUGAAAUUAUUCUUAGAAUACUGGCUACCGAAGUGGAAAGGCUUGUACAGUAUCAAACCAGAACUAGAAUAUUUUAAAAAAACUUUAACAGAAUAUCAUAUAUUAAUGUACAAUGGACAUGGUAGUGGCAUACAGUUUCUAAAGGGUGAAGACAUAGAAAAAAUGCGUAUAUUAGCGUUAGUUUUAUUAUUUGGUUGCAAUAGUAUAAAGCUUUUGCCAACUGGUGGAAGGAACCCGUCAUACGGAGUUUCUAAUCAGUAUUUGAUGGGUUGCAGUCCAUGUAUAUUAGGGAUGUUAUGGGAGGUAACAGAUGGUGAUAUUGAUAGAAUGACUGCUAAUUUUUUGAGUAAAUGGAUUCCAUCAUCUGCUAAGAGAUCGUGGUCUGAUGUAAAUCUUUCUUUAUGGAAUCAAGGAAAAUUAGAGUUCCAGAAAGGUACGCGUAAUGAAAUUAAAUUCGAAGAUAACAUGCUCGUUGCAGUUGCCAAAUCCAAGGAUGUAUGCAAACAAUACAUGACUUCCGCUGCAAUCAUUGUUAGGGGUUUGCCAACGAAAUUGGUUGAUUGAAAGUUAAUGACCCUGUCAAUGUUUGUUGAUAAGGUUAUAGAAUCUAAACUUUUCCUCGCUUCAAUUUUACCGAGGUUUUUUAGUAAUAAUUUUUAUUUUUACUUUUUUGUAAAUUUUUAGUUAUCUAUUAUUUUUAGCAUUAGAACAUACAACUUUUAUAAUAUUUAUAAUUUCUUUUUGUAUCAAAGACUGUUGAUAGGAAAAAUACAAGAUUAUUUAAGUAUAUUUUUAAACAAAUGUCACAUUUUAUGCUUGUCAUCUCAUACUGAAGUACAGAUUGAAAAAAUUGUUUGUAACCGUUUGAUAAUUCAUUUGCUAGCCUAAAGAAUCUCUUUAGAAAAUAGUUUGU
This is a messenger RNA of Phymastichus coffea, 2423 nucleotides long. It is a transcript of the gene Sse, whose product is annotated as separin. NCBI's taxonomy places the organism in Eukaryota, Metazoa, Arthropoda, Insecta, Hymenoptera, Eulophidae. Gene Ontology annotation, molecular function: cysteine-type endopeptidase activity. The transcript has 9 exons. Gene Ontology annotation, biological process: proteolysis; meiotic chromosome separation. The record is from RefSeq and is a predicted model, not a curated record. The coding region runs from base 71 to 2074 and encodes 667 amino acids. Gene Ontology annotation, cellular component: mitotic spindle; cytoplasm; centrosome.